Messenger RNA from Hippopotamus amphibius kiboko, 939 nucleotides. RefSeq names its product olfactory receptor 2M3. Gene Ontology annotation, biological process: G protein-coupled receptor signaling pathway. The transcript has a single exon. The coding region runs from base 1 to 939 and encodes 312 amino acids. The record is from RefSeq and is a predicted model, not a curated record. Gene Ontology annotation, cellular component: membrane. NCBI's taxonomy places the organism in Eukaryota, Metazoa, Chordata, Mammalia, Artiodactyla, Hippopotamidae. Gene Ontology annotation, molecular function: G protein-coupled receptor activity; olfactory receptor activity.
AUGGCAUGGGAGAAUCAGACCUUUAACUCCGACUUCAUAUUGCUGGGAAUCUUUGAUCACAGACCAACCCAUAUCUUCCUCUUCUCUCUGGUCUUGGGCAUCUCUGCAGUGGCCUUCAUGGGAAACACUAUCAUGGUUCUCCUUAUCUACCUGGACACCCAACUCCACACCCCUAUGUACUUCUUCCUCAGCCAACUCUCCCUUAUGGACCUCAUGCUCAUCUCUACCACUGUCCCCAAGAUGGCCUUCAACUACUUGUCUGGUAGCAAGUCCAUUUCUAUGGCAGGUUGUGCCACACAAAUUUUCUUCUAUAUAUCAUUACUUGGUUGUGAAUGUUUCCUCUUGUCAGUCAUGGCUUAUGACCGCUAUGUUGCCAUCUGCCACCCACUAAGAUACACCAAUCUCAUGAGCCCCCAAAUUUGUGGACUUCUGACUGCUUCUUCCUGGAUCCUGGGCUCUACUGAUGGGGUCAUUGAUGCUGUAGCUACAUUUUCCUUCUCCUAUUGUGGGUCCCGGGAAAUAGCCCACUUCUUCUGUGAUUUCCCUUUUCUGUUAAGCAUCUCUUGCAGUGAUACAUCAACAUUUGAAGAAGUUCUCUUCUACUGCUGUAUAAUAAUGGUUGUUUUCCCUGUAGCAGUCAUCAUUUUCUCCUAUGCUCGUGUGAUUCUGGCUGUCAUUCACAUGGGUUCUGGAGAGGGUCGCCACAAAGCUUUUGCCACCUGUUCCUCUCAUCUCAUGGUGGUUGGUAUGUACUAUGGAGCAGUUUUGUUUAUAUACAUGCGACCUAUGUCUAAUCGUUCCCCCACCCAGGACAAGAUGGUGUCUAUCUUCUACACCAUCCUCACUCCCACACUGAAUCCACUCAUCUACAGCCUCCGAAACAAGGAAGUGGCCAGAGCAUUCCUGAAGUUUUUUGGGAAGGGCAAGACUAGAGACUAA